GGAAUGUGGAUGUUGCUAUUGCGGACAGUGGAUGGCUCGAAGAGGAAGGAAGUGUGGUUCAUUGUGAAUGGUGUUCCCAUCCGCUAUGGCCUGAGAGAACACGCUUUGAUCUCAGGUCUUAGCUGCCGCAACUAUCCACUUGGGUAUAAGGAGUUUGGUGAUAGAAAGUUCGUGAAGCGCCAUUUUAAGAAGGGAGAAUCAAUAAGGCUUGAGGAUGUCAAAGCGAAGCUGUUGGCUAUGGGAGAACACAGAGACCGGCUGAAGAUGAUGGUUUUGUUCUUUUUAGGAAGUGUUAUCUGUGCGCAAACGAAAGUAGGAAAAGGCGCCAAAGAUGUUUUGGAAUUCUUCCAAAGAGCUGUGGACGAUCUCGAGUUCUGCGAAAACUUUCCAUGGGGGAGGUACUCGUUUGAUUACAUGGUUAAGGAGAUAUCGCACACCAUGGAUCAUUUUGGAGGUCGGGUUAGAGAGAAGACUUUAUGGCCACUUCCAGGUUUCUGUCUGCCACUGGAGUUGCUUGCUUUUGAGGCAAUUCCCAAGUUUGGAUUGAAGUUCAGACAAGAGGUUGAAGACGUCGAUAUAGACUGUCCUCGGAUGUGCAGAUCAGUCUUUAAAUCAGCAGGGAUGAAAGGGUUCUCACUUUCAAAAUUGAAUCGGGAACUGGACAAAAUAACGGUAUGUUUCUUCUGCUACAAUCUUGAAAAUGUUGUAAUGUUUCUUGUGCUACAAACUUUGAAAAUGUUGUAGCAUUAUACUAACAUG
Molecule: messenger RNA, 759 nt
Organism: Raphanus sativus (radish)
Lineage: Eukaryota; Viridiplantae; Streptophyta; Magnoliopsida; Brassicales; Brassicaceae
Exons: 2
Coding region: 4-744 (246 amino acids)
Source: RefSeq, a predicted model, not a curated record